AUUUCAGUAGUAUAUGAAAGAGAAUCUCCAAACAGAAUUAGAUUUUAUUAAUGAAGCUAUAAACAUGGAGAGAUGUGCCAAAGAUUUGAAGCAUUUAUCAUUUGUUCAUGUUCCCAAGGUUUAUUGGAAUAUGUCUUCUAAACGAAUUUUAACUGCAGAAUUUAUUGACGGAGUUAAAGUAGAUGAUAUUGAAGGGAUAAAGAAAAUGGGAUUAGAUAUUGCUGAUGUUGGUAAGAAGAUGGUUCGAGCUUUUGCUGAGCAGAUUUUUCAUACAGGAUUUGUUCAUGCUGAUCCUCAUCCUGGAAAUGUUUUUGUUCGUAAAGGGAAGAACAAUGAAGCUGAAAUAGUGCUGUUAGAUCAUGGAUUAUAUGAAUAUUUGCCAGAAAGCAACCGUUUGUCUCUGUGUAAGUUGUGGAAAUCAAUUAUUUUGAAUGAUCAGAAGAAUAUGAAAAAAUAUUGCUCACAACUUGGUGUAAAAGAUUACUACUUAUUUUGUGAAAUCUUAAUGCAGAGACCAUUAAAUAGGAAUCAGUUACACAUUCCAAAUCGCCUUACAGAUGAAGAAGCCAAGUAUAUGAAGAAGAUGGCUCAGGAACAUUUUGAUAGUAUAAUGGUUGUUAUACGUAGCUUACCUUUACCAAUGCUGCUGGUCUUCAGGAACAUCAAUACAGUAAGAUCCAUAAUUAAAUUCCAUGGGGAUCAAAUUGAUCGUUACAUACUUAUGGCUAAAAUUGCCACUCAAGGUGCUUAUGAUAGAUUUAAUGGAAAUCUGUUGCAAUCUUUUAUUGGAUUGAUUGAUUUGUUAAAGCUUGAUAUGAAACUAAGGAUGGAUUCUUUGAGGAUGUAUUUCACAGUUUUGUAUCUGCGAAUAUUGGUAUUUCUGGGCCGUGCAAGUGAAAAAAGUGCUACUCAAGUUAUAGAGUUAUUAAGAUAAAUAUCCUUUACUCUGUAUUUACAAGAGAUAUAUGAAAUAAAUAUUUAUAAUUAGUUUUGUAAA
Molecule: messenger RNA, 997 nt
Organism: Stegodyphus dumicola
Lineage: Eukaryota; Metazoa; Arthropoda; Arachnida; Araneae; Eresidae
Gene: Adck5
Product: aarF domain containing kinase 5
Source: RefSeq, a predicted model, not a curated record